Racocetra fulgida is the source of this 155-nucleotide messenger RNA. The record is from the annotation of a GenBank genome assembly. NCBI's taxonomy places the organism in Eukaryota, Fungi, Glomeromycota, Glomeromycetes, Diversisporales, Gigasporaceae.
AUCCUCCUUUAUCCCUUGGUCAUGCAUCUAUAUUAGCUAAUUUAAGACAUCAUAAUAUUGAUACUUUUCCUCGCUCGUGGUCGGUAAAUGUACCCACUUUUUCACCCGAUGACGUGGUAGAAUUUAUCAUGAUGCAUGCUAAUCCUCAUAAUGAU